Messenger RNA from Drepanopeziza brunnea f. sp. 'multigermtubi' MB_m1, 4653 nucleotides. The record is from RefSeq and is a predicted model, not a curated record. Lineage: Eukaryota; Fungi; Ascomycota; Leotiomycetes; Helotiales; Drepanopezizaceae.
AUGGAUGCGCAGGUCAUUGUGGACGCUGUUACCGCGAAACUGAGCGCCGAACCCGAUGGAUUGGCGGCAGAGCCGGAAGGCAUUCGCAGCGCAGCAACAGGAACUCCGAAUGGCAUCAGAUCAUCGCCACCCAUGUUGGCACAAGAUGUACUCAUGGCUGUAGACCGACCAAAGCCCACCGCCGGGGAUGCGGGGGAGAAAAGCGACUCAGAAGCCGAGACCAUAGUAUUGCCUGGAAAAGAUGGUCAUUCCCCGUCCAAGAUCCGAAAACCGAUCAAAAAUGAAGAUAGAAAUUCGUCUCGAAGCGAUCUGAAAGUCGGAAAUCCAAGUGUGAGCACCGCGACCACCGCGACUUCCCUGGGAAAACGAAAACGACCCAAAUGUGGUAUUGGCGCCAACGACUCUGCACAUCUGGGAAACUCAAGUGGCCUUAGUUCUGUGCCAACAUCGCCGGUAGCCACAACACGUUCGUCCCUGUCGAAACCCGCAGCCUCUGACUCUGAAGUAUCAAGGUCGCCAUCGCCUCGCUCUCGUUCGCGCUCAACUGUACGCGACAAGGCCAAGUCUGUCGACAGAGCUCUCUCCCGCAGGAGAGAGUACACCACUGGCUCUGGAGACGAAGACGAGACGGAAUUGCGCAGCUAUGGGCAACAAGCAAGCUCAGUCACCGAUCACAGACCAAACAGACCAAAAGGCGGCAACGACACCAAUCCACGUAAACGAACGAGAUCAAAAUCGCCACACGGUCACAGCCAUAAACGCAGCCUCUCGACACAACUGCCUCCAAAAUCAUCUCAUGGAUUGAGCAACAAGAAGAAACGAAUUCCUGCGCCCCUUCAGUCCACCGAGUACCACUCAGACGAGUCUUCGGCGAGUGGGAACUCGCAUCCCCGAAGUUCGCGCCUGCGCAAUCUAACUGCGCCAAUCACGGGGGACUCUGCAAUUUCACCUGCCAAAAUGCCGCCGCAUAAGAAACAUGUCAACUCCUCCGGACAAACAUUGUUGGCGAUUGCUUGUGGCCGCAACAAGUUAGAAGUAGUCAAGCAGCGAUAUGGAGAACGGCCAGAGGAUCUAAAUCUUGCGGACAACGCCGAAAAUACACCACUUCAUACGGCGAGUUUGAUGGGUUACGAGGAUGUUGUAAAGUUUCUUCUGAGCACUGGACGUUGUGAGCUGGACUGCGUCAAUUCUGAUAGAGACACUCCGUUACACGAUGCUGUCGACAACGGUCACUGGGAAGUCGUUAAGCUACUUUUGGAUGCCGGAGCGAAUCCCGCCAAACCUAAUCUUGCUGGAAAUAAACCGCGCGACCUGAUUGAUGACGACCAUAAGACCGAGGAGGGCGAAGAUUCAGACGCGAGGGAGGAGCGCUUGGAAACUAACAGGCAGUUGAAGGAGAUGAGGGUCGCCAUUGAUGCUGCAAACGCAAAGUUUGUAGGCAAUCGCCGUGGCUCGGAGGACCAUCAAAUGCACGGCAAUGGAGAUGGGCGUAUGUCACUUCCCAGGGAAAGCCCUCGACAAACACCGCCAGCAAAUGAACUGCAAAACUUCGGACUCCCCAACCGCAAAGGCACAGCACGUUCCAGGAUGAAGACUAAAGAAAGCAAUCUUUGGACAGGGUAUGGCGUACCAGAGCUACAAUCAGCUGCAAGCGAAGGUGAUCUUGAAACAAUCAGUCGCGUUUUGGGCGUCAACGACAACAUUGAUGAUGCCAGAACACUUUACAACGCUGCCAGAGGAGGUCACGACGGCGCUAUCAACUUACUCUUUGCCCUGGGUAGCUUUAGCUCAGAUCCUCCAGAACUAGACGGUGUACCACCAGAUCAGUGUACUCCAAUUCUCGCGGCCAUUGGUAAGGACAGUCACCUCGAGGUUAUCAAAUUGUUCCUGGGAAGACCCGACUUUGAUCCCACACGCCUUAUCAAUGGAGAGACCUAUCACGAGAUCGCCAGGCGACGUAAUGGGCCUUAUUGGCAGGAAGAAGAACAACUGCUGAAAGAGGCGUUCAUUGCUUACAAAAAAAGUCACAAGGCGUCUCCUGGGAAGAGUCGUUCUCCUGGAACGCGCCGAGAUGGAAGAGAACCAGAGCGAGAUGCGAGAAGAGUGCCGCGAUCUGAAGACCAGCAAACACCGAGAACUCAUAAGAGAAGCACGUCCAACCCGAAGACGAGAGAGAACGAACCGUUGAAGACCCAGAAUCGCAGCACAUCAAUUGGACAGCCUAAGGACGGACAGAACGCUGCUAAGAGGGGACCAGGCCGACCCAGAAAGGAAGGUCAGUCAACAUCGGGUGCCAUUUCGGAUCGCGAAACCAGUCCCCUCGCUCCCCCGAGACAAAAGUCGUCGCAGUCCCGAAAGUCCGAAUCCGAUGCUGCUGCCACAUCAGAAACCGAGCCGACUGCGAAGCCCCGCCGAAAAUUAGUUUCCGGGAAAGAAUUUAGAGGGGAAAGAGAGCUUGAAAAGCAGCGGCGCGCUAGUUUUGUUUCCAAUGCUUCUGCCGCAUCGGUCAAAGACAAACGUGAGCGCGGGCCUUCCGACACUAAGCUGGAGAAAUUGGAUGGGAGGGCUAGCCCUAGUCUUGCACGAAUGGGCAAGAACUCUGGGUCUGCUCAUCAUGAUCGCGAUCAAGCGGCAUCUGACAAGGAACGAGCUCGACCUCACAAAAGAGACGACUCGAAGGAUAGACUAAGUGCUAUUCGCGGUGAAAGUCCUGUCAAACGAGCUCGAAAGAGCGAGACUCCACCUCGUUCCGGGAUGCAGGAAGUGAGCCCAGCCUACCAUCUAGACGGGCCCCAGCAGAAGAAGCAAAAACUAGCAGGAGACGCUACCAGUGGGCACCAAACAGAUAGCUCCUCGCCAGAGUAUCGCCCUGCCGUUGCGAAGUCAAUUCUCCCUCGCGAAAACACAUCAGUGAAAUCUAAUUCUGAUGCCAAAUCCAAACCUCCUCGACGUUCUCAAAAAUACAGUGGAGCCUCCGAAUAUUCAAGGGAAUUACAUCUUGAUACCACUUCCAGUUAUCCGAUCAAACCAGGUCUUUCGGCACCUACUUCCGCUCCCGAAUCUAAUUCCAGGAAGUUGAAAGAAUCUACUGAACAAAGACCUUCGAAAGAUUCUAGAAACGAGCGUACCCCUAUCACCAAGACCAAGGUAGAGGAGGAGGAAUCAUUUCGUCAAGCCCAGAUCCAGCGUGGUAAGAGGGAGGCCGAAGCGGAAGCCAUCCGGCAGAAAACAAUUGCGGAGGAAAGAGAGAGGGUCGAGCGGGAGAGAGUCGAGCGAGAGAGGGUCGAGCGGGAGAGAGUCGAGCGAGAGAGAGUCGAGCGGGAGAGAGUCGAGCGGGAGAGAGUCGAGCGAGAGAGGGUCGAGCAAGAGAAGAUCGAGCGAGACAGAGAAGCGCGUCUGGCUAAGGAAAGAGCAGACCGGGAGGCGGAGGAAACUCGGCAGAACGAGGAAAAGAGGCAGCGGGAAGAAGAGCGAAGGCAAAGGGAAGAGGCUGAUCGAAAAGAGCGACAGCGCUUAGAGGAAGAGGAAAGAGAAACUCGCGCAAUGGAGCAAAGGCAACAACUGUACCUUGAACAGGAGAGGAGGAAGAAGGAGGAGGCCGAUCGAAGACAUGCAGCACAAGCCGAACAAAAACGGCUUGAUCAAGAGAGGGCCGAGAAAGAGAGGCGUGAAGCGCGGCUCGCAAGGUUGCCAAUGCUGCUCAGAUGGUUCGAUCAGACGUUUGAUUCACCAGGCGGGCAUCAGUUUGCGGAAAUCGUGCCUUAUUUCAAGAGAAUCGUCGGUUACAGAUACGAUACAAUCAGGCCGGAAUUCACAGGUCAAACUGUUGGCCGUGAGCAGUGGAUGCUCAACACGCACGCUGCCAUCCUCCUGGGAGAGCAGGAUCUGAAGUUAAGCCGAUUUUCCGCAUGGGAUCGAGUUUCUCUGUCCAUCAAUCAGAAAACAGCCAUCUGGAGUACACACAAUUCACAAUUUCUACUCUAUGAUGGUCUGUUACCUCUCCGCAAAGCUCUACCUCGCCCCGAAGGGAGCCAGAACGAGAUCAUUCAGAAGAAUAAGUCACUGUUCUUGGACCUCGAUUUGUUCAUGGUCAAGGUCUCUGAGUUCAUGUUCAUUGUCCCAACAAUCCCUCAUCUGCGUGACGUUGAACUGAAGGUCGAAUAUCGAGAGCUCCAAGAGCCCCAAACCCCUGAUAUGGUUGGACAACCGCAAAACUUACAGAAGUGGAGGUCUGACCCUGACACUGUCGCCGGCCAAGAAACCAUACCAGCCCCAAAGUUCUAUCGCAACGGCGACCUGGUCAGACAAGGCAGAGAUGUGACGAGAAUAUUGAAGCAUCCACCCCCACUGGACACCUUUCCAAGACGGGAAGGAAUCUCUCGAGUCCACGAAUCAGAUCCAGAUUACGAGGAGCAAUGUAGGAAACAGCGUCUACCGGGCUACCGCUCAUCAUCCACUUCUUCCGCAAACCACCCCCGUUCUGCUGAACCGCACCCCAACGGCAUGACGCCUCCGAGAUCAGAUCAAUCGAAGUCGCUAAAUGGUGGUAGCCCCACCCGCAGUUCCGAGUCCGAUGCCCAUAUGAUCAAUGGUCUUCCAAACGGUAUCAGUAACGGAGGCAGCCCUCCGCCGCCGUCUAGCAUUACGGAGUAG